AUGGGUAUUGUCCUUGGUGUAAAAAGGCUGAUUAAUGUCAUUCUUGUUGUUACUAAGCGUCCAAGCAGACAGAACCCUACAGUCGACGCGAUCGAAACAAUUUUGAGAGAGACAGAAAAAGCGCGGGAUGAAGCAAUAAAGACGCAAAAAGCACAAGCUGCCAAGAUUAAAAAGUUAGAAAAGGAAAAUGCCUUAAUCCGAAGCGUUUCUUUAGAGGCAAAGCCAACCAAACAGCAAUAUGAAGAAGCUAAGUCUAUGCUCAAAGACCCCAAUGGACUUUUUUACCAUUUCGCUGUUGCUGGACAUGCUGGUACUGGGAAGUCUUCUUUAAUCAAUGCUCUCCGAGGUUGUAAAGAUAAAGAUAAAGGUGCGGCCAAAGUUGGCGUUGCUGAGACAACCAUGGAGAUAGGCCGAUAUCCAGACAAUAACUCAGCAUUUGAUAAGUUUGUAUGGUACGAUAUUCCAGGUGCUGGCACACAAUUAAACAGCCAGUGGCAGUAUUUCCAUGAUAAAAGGCUUUUUGUUUUCGACUUUGUUAUUAUUUGUUGGAAAGACCGAAUCAUGGAGACCGAUAUGCAAAUCCUCAAGUCAUGUAAAACGUGGAACAUACCUACAUUCUUUGUUCGGACAAGUUCCAAAACGCACAUCUUUAACUUAAUGCAAAGCGAAGAGAUUACAAACAAAGACGCAACUGCUGAACUUAGAAAUACGACACGCAAAACUGUUGAAGAAAAUUUCAGACAAGGCAAUUAUAAUGGCCCGGCAAAGGUUUAUAUCACCGAUAGAUAUGUCUUGCAACAAAUUGUUUCGAAUUUUACAAAAAAGUUUCAUUUGGUAAAAGAUUAUAACUUUACUGCAGAUGAUAUGCGUGAAAUAGUAAAUGUACAAGGCAUAAUCGACGAACCUAGUUUUUUAAUGGACCUCGUUGUAACAGCUAGAGAGCGUCGAUGUAAGAAGCUUAAUCUUUCACAAUGA
Molecule: messenger RNA, 975 nt
Organism: Paraglomus occultum
Lineage: Eukaryota; Fungi; Glomeromycota; Glomeromycetes; Paraglomerales; Paraglomeraceae
Source: the annotation of a GenBank genome assembly